Seriola dumerili (greater amberjack) is the source of this 2232-nucleotide messenger RNA. Its product is annotated as nuclear receptor ROR-alpha-like. Gene Ontology annotation, cellular component: nucleus. Gene Ontology annotation, biological process: regulation of transcription by RNA polymerase II. Gene Ontology annotation, molecular function: RNA polymerase II cis-regulatory region sequence-specific DNA binding; zinc ion binding; nuclear receptor activity. The record is from RefSeq and is a predicted model, not a curated record. NCBI's taxonomy places the organism in Eukaryota, Metazoa, Chordata, Actinopteri, Carangiformes, Carangidae.
CUCAGAUUGAAAUCAUUCCCUGUAAGAUCUGCGGAGACAAAUCUUCAGGGAUCCACUACGGAGUGAUCACCUGCGAGGGCUGCAAGGGUUUCUUCAGACGGAGUCAGCAGAGUAACGCCGCCUACUCCUGUCCUCGCCAGAAGAACUGUCUGAUCGACCGCACGAGCCGAAACCGCUGCCAGCACUGCCGUCUGCAGAAAUGUCUGGCUGUGGGCAUGUCCCGUGACGCGGUGAAGUUCGGUCGCAUGUCCAAGAAGCAGCGGGACAGUUUGUACGCUGAGGUCCAGAAACACCGUCUCCAGCAGCAGCAGCAGCAGCAGCAGCAGCAGCAGGGCCCCCUCCUGCUGUCCCACCCCAGCCUCGGCAGCCCGAGCCCCGCAGAGGCCGAGCCGCUGUCCCCCCACUACGGCCUGUCCUCCAGCGGCCUCACGGAGCUCCCUGAUGACCUGGGGGGCUACAUGGAGCAGAACUCCCCCGAAGGAGGAUCAGUGUCAUCUAAGGCGGACUCUGGAGGUGAAGGAGGGGAAGGAGGAGGAAGAGGAGGAGGAGGAGGUGCGUUCUACCUGGACAUCCAGCCAUCCCCGGACCAAUCAGGACUGGAUAUUAACGGCAUCAAACCGGAGCCGCUGUGCGACUACGGCUCCAGUAACGGCUUCUUCCCGUACUGCUCCUUCAGCAACGGGGACGCGUCGCCCCCCGUGUCCAUGGCCGAGCUCGACCACCUGGCUCAGAUCAUCUCCAAGUCUCACCUGGAGACGUGUCAGUACCUGAGGGAGGAGCUGCAGCAGAUGAGCUGGCAGAGCUUCCUGCAGGACGAGGUGGAGAGCUACCAGAGCAAGCCGCGGGAGGCGAUGUGGCAGCUCUGCGCCGUGAAGAUCACCGAGGCCAUCCAGUACGUGGUGGAGUUCGCCAAACGCAUCGACGGCUUCAUGGAUCUCUGCCAGAACGACCAGAUCGUGCUGCUGAAAGCCGGCUCUCUGGAGGUCGUCUUCGUGCGGAUGUGUCGGGUGUUUGACUCGCAGAACAACGCGGUCUACUUCGACGGGAAGUUCGCAGGUCCUGACGUCUUCAGAGCUCUGGGCUGUGAUGAUCUGAUCACGUCAGUGUUUGACUUUGCUAAGAGCCUGUGUUCACUGCACCUGACGGAGGAUGAGCUCGCUCUCUUCUCAGCUUUUGUUCUGCUCUCAGCAGACCGGUCGUGGCUGCAGGAGAAGCUGCAGGUGGAGAAGCUGCAGCAGAAGACUCAGCUGGCUCUGCAACACGUCCUGCAGAAGAACCAGAGAGAAGACGGAGUGCUGAACAAGCUCAGAUGUAAGGUCGCAGUGUUGCGUUCACUGUGCAGUCGACACACAGAGAAACUGUCGGCGUUCAGAGCCGUCUACCCCGACAUCGUCCGGACGCACUUCCCUCCUCUUUACAAGGAGCUGUUUGGCGCCGACCUGGAACUGACGCUGCAGAGUGACGACUGAACGGCGGUCACUCGCUCCGCAGAGCCGACCGGCACCGAGCUGCUGGAUUCAGACGCACUGAGCCCGGUUUGAGCAGCCACACAGAGGACAGGACGAGGACGAGGACUCGUGGAGGCAGAGGCUGCUGCACUUUGCACUGAGAGACCUGAACUCCUCCUCAGUUUGUCUUUCUUCACCUCCUCCUCUCGCUGGGCCUGGAUGCAGUGAGGAGUCAGGUGGUCUCCCUCCACCUGCAUCAACACACAUCUUCUAUCAAGGAUCUCGGAUCCAGCUCUGACAUUAAAAGGUACUUUCAGUAUUCACACUGAAACCCGUUUUUUUUUUCCUUCACUGGAUUGUCGAGACGUCGGCUCUUCUACCGACGAUCUCUUCACGUCCGAACAGUGGCACUGCAGAACUCAUUCACACGUCCUUGAGAAAAAAGCUUCAGCUGCUGAGCUUCUGUGGCUGAGUGAGCUCACCGGUCCUGGACGGAUUACUGAGCGGACCUACAGGACACAGACCCGAGGGCCCUUUGUCUCAUAAUCCAUCCAUAGAAAUGGUAACUAGCUGGUGCUGGUGCCAAAGUAGCAUAUCUUUACAAACUGCGGGAUGUCCACUAGAAUUUAAAAUAAAGUUCUGUGUGUUUGAAUGACGCUUGGCAGAAUAACAUGGGUUUGUAUUCAGACACUGUUUACAGUCACCGAGUUUUAGAGGUUAAAUUUCCAAAAAGUCACCAAAUGAAAGUUUCUAGAGAAAACUGUGUAAAGGGCUGUAACUCCGG